GCACGCUACGAAGGAAGUUGUGCCACACAUUUAUCGUGAGAAGAAAAAAAGGACGGCGCCACACACGUAUCUUGUUCCCUCGAGCGUGCUAUGCCUGUGCUUCUUAACGUAGAGCAUAAUUCUGACGGAUGGUGCAUCUGGCAGUGGGACUGCUGUGUCCAUCACGAGGUUCGUGCUCCUUGCAUGGUCGGCAAUCCAUGACACUGUAUAUAUAAGCAGAAGCUAAGCAGCCGUUUAGCCACGACAGCGCGCGCGCACACAAGAGCCGAGCAAAGGGAGAGUAAACCACCACGAGCACAACAAUGAGAUCCCUGAUCUCGGUGUCCGCGGCCGCGCUGGUCCUCGCCGCCGUCCUCGCCGCCGCGCCGCGGCUCGCGGGGGGGCAGGACGAGUGCGGCGCCACCCCGCCGGACCAGGAGGCCCUGAAGCUGGUGCCGUGCGUGGCGGCGGGGAAGGACCCGGACUCCAAGCCUUCGGACCGCUGCUGCGCAGCGGUGAAGGAGAUCGGGGAGAGGAGCCCCGCGUGCCUCUGCGCGGUGCUGCUCUCCAAGAUCGUGCGCCGGGUCGGGGUCAAGCCGGAGGUGGCCAUCACCAUCCCCAAGCGCUGCGACCUGGCCGACCGCCCCAUCGGCUACAAGUGCGGCGACUACACCAUGCCCAGCCUGCAGCUGAAGGACUGAUCGACGGUUUACCAGCACCAAAGCGGUUAAAUAAGGCUAGUAAGUUCGUGUCUCCGUAUGCAGACACCAGCACAUUGUAUGGAGUGUUAAAAAAAUUUACUGUACAUUGUAUGGAGAAAAUGAUCCCCGUGCUUCA
Molecule: messenger RNA, 816 nt
Organism: Aegilops tauschii subsp. strangulata
Lineage: Eukaryota; Viridiplantae; Streptophyta; Magnoliopsida; Poales; Poaceae
Product: non-specific lipid transfer protein GPI-anchored 1-like
Biological process (GO): systemic acquired resistance
Molecular function (GO): fatty acid binding
Source: RefSeq, a predicted model, not a curated record